Molecule: messenger RNA, 3929 nt
Organism: Vespula pensylvanica (western yellowjacket)
Lineage: Eukaryota; Metazoa; Arthropoda; Insecta; Hymenoptera; Vespidae
Gene: Men
Product: NADP-dependent malic enzyme
Exons: 8
Coding region: 194-2017 (607 amino acids)
Biological process (GO): malate metabolic process; pyruvate metabolic process
Cellular component (GO): mitochondrion
Molecular function (GO): malate dehydrogenase (decarboxylating) (NAD+) activity; NAD binding; malate dehydrogenase (decarboxylating) (NADP+) activity
Source: RefSeq, a predicted model, not a curated record
CACGUUCGCGAUUUCUUCGCGAUCGGAAGAGUUGUUUUCACUUGACGAAAGUGACACUAAUAUCGUUGAAUUAUUCGUCGCUAUCUUAUCUACCUCGACAUUAAAACUUAAGGUCGUAUUAUAUUUCGUAUAGUUUUUAUGGAACAAGAAGAGAAUCGUGUGGAUUAAUUAUUAAUUAAUAAAAGCUUCUAUCAUGGGUAGUACAAAUACGAAGGAGCUUCAAAACUAUCCACGAAAUAGCAGGACGAUUCAAAGCAGCUCAAGAGUUACUUCAAAGACCAAACAACCUUUGACGAUGUCGAACCUCGAACGUGAUCGCCUUGGUCAACCUGGAGCCGGUGAUGCUCUCUGUCAUGGCCUUCUUCGUGGCAUCGACCAUAUUAAGAAUCCUCAAUUGAACAAGGGAAUGGCCUUUAGUAUAGAAGAAAGACAGUUACUUGGUAUACAUGGACUUUUACCAGCUGCUGUGAAGACUCAGGAGGAACAAUUAGAACUUUGUCGUUUGAAUUUGGAACGUUAUCCUGAUGACCUUCUUAAAUAUAUCUACCUCAUAGGCCUACUGGAUAGAAACGAAAGAUUAUUUUACCGUUUACUUAUGGACAACGUCGAACAAAUGAUGCCAUUGGUAUAUACACCAACGGUUGGUCAAGCUUGUCAAAAGUUUGGUCUGAUUUAUCGUAGACCUCGUGGCUUGUUCAUAAGCAUACACGACAAGGGAUACAUUUAUGAUAUUUUGAAAAAUUGGCCUGAACAUGACGUACGCGCUAUCGUUGUUACCGAUGGUGAGAGGAUACUUGGACUCGGUGAUUUGGGAGCACACGGUAUGGGAAUUCCUGUAGGAAAAUUAGCUCUUUACACGGCCUUGGCUGGUAUCAAACCACACAAUUGUCUUCCGAUAACACUUGACGUUGGUACUAAUACACAGUCGUUAUUGGACGAUCCUCUUUAUAUUGGACACAGACAUAAACGUAUCACCGGCGAGGAAUACGACGAAUUUCUGGAUGAAUUCAUGAAAGCAGUAGUAAAACGUUACGGUCAAAAUACCUUGAUACAGUUUGAAGAUUUUGGAAAUGCUAAUGCCUUCAGACUUUUGAUCAAGUAUCGAGAACAUUAUUGUACGUUUAAUGAUGAUAUUCAAGGCACAGCAUCCGUUGCUGUAGCUGGUCUCUUAGCAUCUCUUCGAGUAACGAAUACAAAGCUUCACGAAAAUACCAUUGUUUUCCUAGGAGCGGGAGAGGCUUCAUUAGGCAUCGCUACAUUAUGCGUAAUGACGAUGCAGAAGGAAGGUAUAAGCGAAGAGGAAGCAAAGAACAAAAUCUGGAUGGUAGAUUCGAAAGGAUUGGUUGUUAAGGAUCGUCCAAGUGGUGGACUUACGGAACACAAGUUGCAGUUUGCCAGGAAAGAAAAACCUGUGGAGAAAUUAUUGGACGUUAUUAAAAUGGCUAAACCAACUGUAUUGAUUGGCGCCUCAGCGGUAGGAGGUGCUUUUAACGAAGAAAUAUUAAAAGAAAUGGCAUCCAAUAACGAAAGACCUGUGAUCUUUGCUUUGAGUAAUCCUACCAGUAAAGCCGAAUGUACGGCCGAGCAAGCUUACAAGACUACGAUGGGAAAAUGUUUGUUCGCGAGUGGCUCGCCCUUUCAGCCAGUCAAAAUCGAUGACAAAACUUUCUAUCCUGGCCAAGGAAAUAACAGUUAUAUAUUCCCUGGUGUAGCACUUGCUGCAAUUUGCGCUGGCAUGCGAAUUAUUCCUGAAGAAACGUUUCUUAUUGCUGCCGAAGUCGUUUCCGAUUUGGUAACGGAAGAAGAUUUGAAUAAAGGUACUUUGUAUCCACCUCUGGCAGAUAUACAAAAAUGUUCUUUGUGUAUAGCAACUAGAAUUAUGGAAUACGCUUAUCGUUGCUCAUUCGCAACUGUUCUACCGGAGCCUAAAGAUCACAUGGAAUUUAUCAAAGCACAGUUAUACGAUACAGAAUACAAGUCAUCUAUCCCACCAACUUAUAAAUGGCCAAAAGCUUAAAUUCUCGUAUAAAAAUUCGCGUUCACACUUAACACAUCGUAUACAACGUAUAUAAAGUUUCGAAUUAAUUAAAUUAUUGUUUAAAAUUAUAUUAUUCGACUAAUAAUUGUUAAAAGAAAGCCUGUUGAUCGGGCAAAUGUAUCUGUAUAAAAGAAAAGAAAAAAAAAAAAAAAAAAAAAAGUGGAAAACAAACAACAAACCUAUCGAUCAAAAUUUAUCUUACGCUAUAGGACACAAAUUAUAACUUAUACUUAAAUUUUUCUUUUUUUUUUUUUUUUUUUUUUUUAUAAAUUACCCUCGUUUUUUUUUUGGUAUGGUACAAUUGUAUUAACUAAUAGAAAUAAAAAAUUCUAGUUCGAUUAUUUCGAAGAAACGUAUUUUUAUUACUAAUCGAAACAGUACUUUCUGUUAAUUAGGCAUUCCCCUCUUAUCGUGGUAAUGAGAGCAGCUAACUUAAAAAUUCUUUCGCGUUUUAUAAUAAUAAACUAAGAACAAAGAGAAAACACUUGCGUUAGUACCACUUCUCGUGACGACAUAACACUAGUCGAGAAAUGCUUUCGUACAUGUAAAUAUAAUAACACGUAUCUCACACACAUCGUCAAAUGAGGUAAGACGCGAGAUAUAUAUGUAUAUACACACACAUUAUGUGUGUAUAUACACAUAUAUAUUAUAUAUAUAUAUAUAUAUAUAUAUAUAUAUAUAUAUAUAUAUAUAUAGAGACGAUAUAUUCUCGUUGUAUUACGUCAAUAGAAGAACAAACGACAUUUUAUUUUUUUCUUCUUCUUCAGACGCAAGAGAGUACAAUAAUAAAUUCAAGGGUAAUCAAGUCGUUCCAUAAAAAAUGAUAAAACUCGAUAACCAACCGAAGAAAUGAAUAAAUACGUUUUCUCUGUGCUUCAAGAUGAUACACCAUAAUAAUGUAUUUCAUCCAGAGCAUUCUAUCACGUAAAAUAAUUAUAUCACUUAGAUAUUUGAACGAUAGUGUAUAUAUUUCGUGAUAAUGGGAUUGGCAUUCAUUUUAAUUUCUCACGCAAUGCACUCGUCGCUCGUUCUCUCACUCUCACUUUCACUCUCUCACAAUCUCGCUCUCUCUCUCUUUCUCUCUUUCUCUAUAUAACCUCUUUUAUUCAAACAUGUACGCAAUCGUCUACCGUCUUAUAUCCUAAGAAUCCGAUACUUACUACUACAGCUCGGCACGGUCAUUAUAACAAAUAGAUUAUAAACUACAACCCCCCCCCUCCCCGACUCCCCUCUCAAGUAAUCUUUUUCUUUUACUUCAAACUUUGUUCAUCUAUAAUAACAUCAUAAUAAAAUUAAAGGCAAAAUGUACAGAAGAGUGUUUUAUAGAAAAUGUGUGUUUUACAAUUUGGGACUCUGUUACGCUAGACUGAGCAGACACACACACACACACAUAUAUUAUAACAAACUGGCUUCCGAUAACCAGUGAGUUAAAGAGAAGGAUCUUGGUGCGUUUGAAAUUUAGCAUUAUUAUUAUUAUUAUUUAUUAUUACUAUUAUUAUUAUUAUUAUUAUUAUUAUUAUUAUUAUUACUAUUAUUAUUACUAUUAUUAAUUAUUAAUUAUUAUUAAUUAUUAUUAUUAUUAUUGGUGGUCCAAGAAAUAAACCACGAGAUAUUAACGCGCGUCAAGAUCGACCCGGUGAAAAAGGCCCUACGAAUCGUCGGGAUAUAUCACACGUCAUACACACGUCAUGUACGAUUAGACGAGCGUGUACCACGUUCCCGAUCAAGUCCAAAUUCCACCACAUUUGGCUUAACAAAUCUCUCCUAUCCGUCCCUUAACCCCCGUCGCUGCUUGUCAUCGCAGUACUCGCUUUCUUUUUCUCUAGUACCAACUCUUAUAGGCUCUUUAUGUAAAUAUCACUGAAUUCUAAAAACAGAAAACAAGAAUAGA